CCGGGGCUCGGGCUUUGCACCCGGCGGCGGCCGAGAGCGGUGGCGGCUGCGGAGCGGGCAGCGCCGGCGGGCGGAGCGGAGCUGCCCGGCCCGGUGGCGGGUGAUGCCCCCGUGAGCCUCUCUCGCCGCCCCUCCCCGCCCCGCGCCCCUACCCCCUCGGAGUCCGCCGCCCGCCUGGCCCCGGGCCGGCCGCGCCUACCGCCGGGUCCGCGGGGCGGGGUCCUGGGGCAGCACCUGCCCCGCCUUGAGGAGCCGCCCGGGCGGGCGGAGAACCCUCCCGGCCUGGACCCCGGCCUCACCUCGGGACUUAUCACAUAACCUCCUACAGGGAGCUGCCCUGAUUGCCUUCACAUCCUUUCUGGGAAGCUGGAAUCUUGGCAGCAGCCAGUUGAAGACUUGAGUGCACGCCCGAGAGGCAAGCUAUAGGGAGGGGUGAGCCCCCUGGGAUGCAGCACCCCACGAGCAGAUUCAUCAGUUUGAGUUUCCUGAGAGCCGACCUCUUGGCAGACCAUGUUUAACGGGGAGCCGGGGCCGGCCUCGGCCGCAGCCUCCAGGAACGUGGUGCGGAGCUCCAGCAUCAGCGGCGAGAUCUGUGGCGCCCAGCAGGCGGCCAGCGGGCCCGGGAACAGCAUGGCCAAGAAGCGGCGCAGCAGCCUGGGCGCCAAGAUGGUGGCCAUCGUGGGCCUGACACAGUGGAGCAAGAGCGCGCUGCCCCUGCCCACCCCGGAAGGGACCACGAAGAAGCUACGCAGCAACAUCCGGCGGAGCACGGAGACGGGCAUCGCGGUGGAGAUGCGGAGCCGGGUCACGCGCCAAGGCAGCCGCGAGUCCACGGACGGCAGCACCAACAGCAACAGCUCGGAGGGCACGUUCAUCUUCCCCACCACCCGCCUCGGGGCUGAGAGUCAGUUCAGUGAUUUCCUGGAUGGGCUGGGACCAGCCCAGAUCGUGGGCCGGCAGACACUGGCGACGCCCCCCAUGGGGGACGUACAUGUCGCCAUCAUGGAUCGGAGUGGCCAGCUGGAGGUGGAAGUGAUCGAGGCUCGGGGUCUGACCCCCAAACCAGGCUCCAAAUCCCUCCCAGCCACCUAUAUCAAGGUCUACCUGCUCGAGAAUGGGGCCUGCUUGGCCAAAAAGAAGACAAAGGUGGCCAAGAAGACCUGCGACCCCCUGUACCAGCAGGCUCUGCUGUUUGACGAGGGCCCCCAAGGCAAGGAGCUGCAGGUGAUCGUGUGGGGAGACUACGGCCGCAUGGACCACAAGUGCUUCAUGGGCAUGGCCCAGAUCAUGCUGGACGAGCUGGACCUGAGCGCCGCGGUCACCGGCUGGUACAAACUCUUCCCCACAUCCUCGGUGGCAGACUCGACUCUUGGCUCGCUCACCAGGCGCCUGUCCCAGUCCUCCCUGGAGAGUGCCACCAGCCCGUCGUGCUCCUGAGCACCUCAGGAAGAGGAAGGAUGUGCAGUGGGCAAGGGGCGCCUGCAGCCCCCUCCCCAUCGCUCCCCCCACGCCGCCCCGCCCCCGUCUCCUUCCCUGUACAUAGUCUUCGCGUCUUUCUGGACUCCCUCCCCCCGCUGCAUGCCUGGUGGCUCCUGGGCUCGUCCCAGCUGGCAGUGGAGACGGUGGCGUGCGUGCCUGUGUGUCUCCGUGUGCGUGCGUGUCUCCCAUGUUCUAGCUGUCCAUGUGUCUGGGCCUCGUCCGUCUCCGUGGCUCCGUGGGCUGCAGUCCCGUCUGUGUCUCGUUGAAAAGAAACCCAAGGUGUGCAGGUCUCCCCCGUGUGCAGGGCCGGAAGUGGGGGCCCAGAGAGACGCAUCUGUGUGGCCUGGCGCGGAGCCCUGGACAGGGCCUUUGUGCCUCCCACCCCUGGUCCCUUCUUGGUGGGUUCUGCUGACUUUUCUGUAUUGUCCUUUGUCCCUCCCCCCCGCCCUUGCCUCUCCCAGCAUUGCUGCUCUUUUUGAGGAAUGUAGUGUCCACCACAGCUGACCACUCUGAGGCCUCUGGGAACCCCAACACCCCCGCCCCCUGCCGAGGCUACCCCUUCCUCCAGCGCACUGCGGCAUGCGCCAUGCUCCGUGCUCGUCCGGCGUCCUGUGGGGGCCUUGGGGCCCUGGAGAAGCUGAGCGC
Messenger RNA from Sorex fumeus (smoky shrew), 2124 nucleotides. It is a transcript of the gene RIMS3, whose product is annotated as regulating synaptic membrane exocytosis 3. The coding region runs from base 511 to 1437 and encodes 308 amino acids. Gene Ontology annotation, biological process: regulation of membrane potential; calcium ion-regulated exocytosis of neurotransmitter; positive regulation of synaptic transmission. Gene Ontology annotation, cellular component: cytoskeleton of presynaptic active zone; presynaptic membrane. The record is from RefSeq and is a predicted model, not a curated record. NCBI's taxonomy places the organism in Eukaryota, Metazoa, Chordata, Mammalia, Eulipotyphla, Soricidae. Gene Ontology annotation, molecular function: transmembrane transporter binding; small GTPase binding. The transcript is spliced from 8 exons.